AUGUCACUGCUCGGUGAUUUAUUCCAGCGUCUGGUGCGUUUCAUCCUCGACCGCAUUUGCCUGCUGAUGGAGCUGCUCUUCUACACCGACAAUCAGGCUUACCUGCCGCCCAUCACCGAUCCGCUGCUGCUGCAGCCGGCCACCAUUCUGGCCGCCCAGAUCAAGUCUGGAAAGCUUAAAUCAGAAACAGUCGUUCAGGCCUUCAUCAGCCGCAUCCGCGAGGUUCAGCCACUGAUCAACUCUAUCAUCGACGAGCGCUUCGAGGCGGCGCUGGAAGAGGCGCGCACCCUUGAUGCGACCAUCGCCAAACAGCUGGCAGAAAAAGGGGAGCUGGACGCCUCCCUUCGCUCUAAGCCCUUCCUCGGCGUGCCCUACACCGGCAAGGAUGGCCUCGCCAUGAAGGGACUCCGCUUCAGCUGUGGCAUGCCCGACCGAAAGAACAUCCGAUCAGAUGAGGACUCCUCCAUUGCCAAGCUGUGGGCGGAGGCGGGGGCGAUUCCGCUGGCGAUGACCAACGUGCCCGAACUGCUGCUCUGGUGGGACACUGUAAACAAGUCCUUCGGGCGCACCCACAACCCCUACAACCGGGCCCUGAUUCCGGGCGGCAGCACCGGCGGCAACGCCUCGCUCAUCUCCUCCGCCGGCAGCGUCAUGGGCAUCGCCUCCGACAUUGGCGGCUCCACCCGCCUGCCCGCCUACUUCUGCGGCGUCUACGGACACGCCUGUUCGAUGGCCAACAACAACAGUGGCAAAACCAUCCUCGUCACCGGCGGCUCUGGCUUCGUCGGCUCGCACUGCGUCCUCGAACUCCUCGAACACGGCUACCAGGUGGUGGUCGUGGACAACCUAGUCAACUCGGUGCAGCUGAAGGACAGCCCACUGCCGGAGAGUCUGAUUCGCGUGCAGGAGAUCACCGGAAAGCGGGUGACCGCCUUCUACAAUGGCAACAUCGGUGACAGCGCCUUCCUCGCCUCCGUUUUCAAGGCACACCAGCCCGUGGACGUGGUGAUGCACUUUGCCGCGUUGAAGUCGGUCGGCGAGUCGGUCUCCUCGCCGCUGGCCUACUACCGCAACAACGUCGCCGGCACCAUUACCCUCCUCGAGACGAUGCAGCAGUUCGGCGUGAAGAAGUUCAUCUUCUCCUCCUCGGCCACCGUCUACGGCUCGCCCAGCUACCUGCCCCUUGAUGAGCGCCACCCCAUCGGCCAGUCCUGCUCCAACCCCUACGGCAAGUCAAAGUUUGUCGUGGAGACGAUGCUUGCUGACCUUGCUGCUUCUGAUCCCGCCGGCUGGUCCAUCGUCUCGCUGCGCUAUUUCAACCCCGUCGGUGCCCACCCCUCAGGGCGGAUCGGCGAGGACCCGGCGGGCAUUCCCAACAACCUGAUGCCCUUCAUCACGCAGGUGGCCGCCGGUCGACGGCCGCAGCUGUCGGUCUUUGGCGAUGACUACGAGACGGCGGACGGCAGCGCCAUUCGCGACUACAUUCACGUUCUCGACCUGAGUGACGGGCACAUUGUGGCGCUGGAGAAGAUGCUCCAGGAGGAGGAGAACUGGAAGGGCUAUCACGCACUCAACCUCGGCUCAGGAAAUGGCGUCUCCGUCUUUCAGGUAAUUGCCGCCUUUGAGAAGGCAACCGGGGUGAAGAUUCCCUACAAAGUGGUGGGCCGUCGCCCGGGCGACGUGCCGGCGGUGUACGCCGAUGCCCGCCUCGCCGAGCAGCGACUGGGCUGGAAGACGAAGCACAGCAUUGAGGAGAUGUGCGCCUCUGCCUGGAACUGGCAGUCGCAGAAUCCCAAAGGUUUCGCUAGUUAG
Messenger RNA from Rhagoletis zephyria (snowberry fruit fly), 1812 nucleotides. NCBI's taxonomy places the organism in Eukaryota, Metazoa, Arthropoda, Insecta, Diptera, Tephritidae. The record is from RefSeq and is a predicted model, not a curated record.